Molecule: messenger RNA, 537 nt
Organism: Anneissia japonica
Lineage: Eukaryota; Metazoa; Echinodermata; Crinoidea; Comatulida; Comatulidae
Exons: 2
Coding region: 127-537 (136 amino acids)
Biological process (GO): regulation of apoptotic process
Molecular function (GO): protein binding
Source: RefSeq, a predicted model, not a curated record
CGGGAUGUUGGUACCUCGAGGUACCUCGAGGAUCGAGAUGUUGUGGCUCUGAAGUACUUAUUCCUGGAUGAGAGCAUCGGUCUCAGACAUGGCGAGUUGGAUAAACUUACCCGAAGCCUUGAGUUAAUGAAUAAACUAGAGGAUAGAGCAUUACUUUAUUCAUCGAGAUUGGAAAUACUUAUCGAGCUUCUGGGACUGAUAGGGCGUUCGGAACUUCAACGCCAGGUUUUGGACUUUCGAGGGAGCACGGAAGGACUCGGUAAAAAGAUAAUUUUACCCUAUAGGGCCAUGAUACUUGAUUUUGCUUCUGGAAUCAACGAAGAGUUGAAAUCGCUGAAAGCGAGAUUGAAAUCAAUCAUACCCGCAAGAACUGUUGGACGACUAAAGGAAGCCAUAAGGUUAAUGGUUGAAUUGGAAAAACUGACAGUGAUCAGACCUCGACAGGUUGAUUUUUUUCUGUUUGAAAUUGCUGAGUAUUUAAAAAGGGACGAUCUCGUUUUGAAAUUAAAUGAUUAUAAUGCAGGAAAAUACGAUUAG